Molecule: messenger RNA, 933 nt
Organism: Arctia plantaginis
Lineage: Eukaryota; Metazoa; Arthropoda; Insecta; Lepidoptera; Erebidae
Source: the annotation of a GenBank genome assembly
AUGUUGCGUAAGAGACUCCUGUAUUUAGCGCAAUUGAGCGCUGUUGGCUUUGGAGGUUAUUAUGUUGGCCAAAAUAAAGAGAAAUAUUGUGAUUUUUUAUACGGAAACUCCGUAACAGUCGAUGGAAAACGUAUUCUUAAUAAGCCAGGCUUGCCUGUAUUUGGCACAGUCUCGGCUGCAACCCCUUUCGUAGAAACUAAUGGAUCUAAAGAUCGGAUAUCACAAAUUAUGAAGUACGGCUUUCCUGGUUUGGAUAAUGUGCGAUCAUAUGACGACUUUGUACUUUCUUAUGACAGACGUAACAGAGUUCCACAUUGGGUGUUUGAACAUAUAACCAAGGAUCAUGUAGCUAAGAAUGAUGCAGUGGAUCGCAGUAAGUGUGAAUUUCAUCCUGAUGAAAGCAUACAUCCUUUCUUUAGAUCACAGAACACAGACUACAAGCGUUCUGGUUUUGAUCGGGGUCACAUGGCUGCAGCUGGUAACCAUAGACUACACCAGAAACAUGUAGAUCAAACUUUCUUCCUCAGCAACAUGGCACCACAGGUGGGUGAAGGUUUCAAUAGAUCAGCAUGGAACAGGUUAGAGAAACAUGUACGGAAACUUACCAAGGUGUAUGACAACGUAUACUGCUGUACUGGACCACUUUAUUUACCCAGGCGUGAAUCGGACGGCAAGUCGUACGUUCGGUACCAGGUGAUUGGAGCGAACUGCGUAGCAGUACCGACGCAUUUCUACAAGAUAGUAGUGGGGGAAACCAGCGAUGGGACCCUCGAUAUGGAGUCCUACGUCAUGCCCAAUCAGAAGAUACCUGAUGAAACGCCCGUCUCUAGUUUUAUGGUACCACCAGAGACGGUGGAGAAGGCGGCUGGUCUACUGUUUUUCGACAAAAUACACAGGAGUAAAUUAAACAGAAUAAAUGGGAAAAAGGUCUAA